This is a messenger RNA of Plenodomus lingam JN3, 2655 nucleotides long. RefSeq lists its product as uncharacterized. The record is from RefSeq and is a predicted model, not a curated record. Lineage: Eukaryota; Fungi; Ascomycota; Dothideomycetes; Pleosporales; Leptosphaeriaceae.
AUGCCGUAUGGGCUUCGAUCGAAAGAGGAUCGAAAGCGGCCGCAGCGAUAUCAUCCAGCUAGUGUUAAAAAUGAUUGGCAGUACCUCAAGCCCGGUUCGGGUACAAUCGAUCUAAAUAAGAGACUCGAAUAUAAUUUCGGUACAGUCCCCGGCAUAGACAGUCAUCAAAUAGAGCUACUGCUGCCGCCGUCGCUCCCACGCCCUUUGAUUUUCAUUAUCAACAGUACUAAACCAACGUCAGCACCUCAACAACCGGCACCAGCGCAAAUUCCUGUCAUUACAAUCGAACGACCACGCUCUCCAGCACAAAUUAUGCCGCAAAUCGUCAGGCAGACCCGCAAGACCAAGCGUCGUCGUGAAGAUGAUGAUCCAACGGGCGACAACGAGACUGGCACUCCGGCUCGCCUGCCGUCAGCCCAUCCAUGGCAACAAUCAGCGGGUGCUCCAUCUACAACACCAUCUAUAUACACAACCCUCACACCAUCAGCAUUCCCUACCAGGUCAUGUAGUCCAGCGCAACCAAAAGACGCGCAAACACUGUCAGUCGAACGCCAGCAGUACGCACGGCGUAUGAUGGAGGCGAGAGAGGCAAAUGAUCAGAAAGGCAUCAAGGAGUGCGAGCAGGCGGUUGAUUGCCUGUAUGCCUGCACUCAACCAAUAGAGAAUCCCCAGGCCGAGUGGUAUAGGCAGCUCAAGGAGCGAUGGGCGCAUGACAACAGCCCUAAAAAGAUCAUGUUUGAAUCACUCUACGCAUCUCUGCGGCAGGUGAUCAUCGAGCGGAUUCGUGACGAGUUGGUGCCACGCAAAUACCACGACCCGUACCAUCCUGUGCAAGUGAUUUUGGAGCUCAACCACACCCAGCUUGCACAGAGCAUGGCUGAUAGUUGUGAAGUCUGGAGCACAAUUCCAGAACACCUCCUCGAGUACAGGCGCCUGAACCCUCUCGCACACGUGGAUCCGGAUACCCCACCUCCCCGUGAAUUAGUCAGGGCUAUUGGCUACUUGAAACAGAACCAUCUUGCAGGGAAUCUUUUGGGUGAAUGGCAGAUGCCAUUACCUUCUGCGGAGUGUUUCGCAUCCUUUGCUGAAGAGUCAUCAAAUUCUAUCUCGAUCUCUAACCUGGAUAAUGAGAUGUUUGCGGCGUCUGACUUUGAAACCGAUCCAAUUGCUACAGGCAAUGGGCAGCUAGUAGUGGGUGAUGCUGGCAGCUCUCGAGCCCCUCUUGAAGGCCUCGAUCGGUACGACGCAGCCGGAUGUUCGAGGUCAAGGUCGCAAACUCGUAUAGACGACACUUCUGUGACCACAACUGCUAUUCUACCGGCUCCUAGACGUCGUCAAUCAAUAAGCUGGAAAUCUGGCGAACAAUCUGUCUGGACACCGAUGGAUUUCGCUCCUGGUGCAUCGCCGACGCGAAACGGGUCAAAAGAAGACUAUCCCUUUCGAAAGAUGGACCCUUCUGAAGAAGAGGGUACAUGGCACUCUGACUUGGAAACUCGAUCUAGGAUGAUUGCAAGCAUGCGUCAUGAUCUAGGGGAUAGGACAACAUUGCAUCCUGUUGCAGGUCGAACUGCACGUGACCCGGAAAUACACUCGGCCUGGUUAGCUAAUCCCAAGCGAACUGGCCUCAUGUCGUCCUCUAGGCCUGAAUAUGCUCAGAGCUCUUUACUUAAUACAUUGGAAGAGCGCGAAAACUUCUUGACCCGAUCAGCAAAAGCGGCCCAAGGGAAGCCAUCCCCAUCGACUGGGAUUCCAUACACAAGUCUCCCUCGCACACAGACUCUCCCAGUGCCAUACGAGAUCAAGCAUCCCUCCAACGGUCUCAUACACAACACCUCUCGGGUUCCCUACUGCGAGGUGGAUCGAAUGCUCACAGAGGGAGACGACUAUAUCCCACCGAGUACGAAACUGCAAGAUCGCGAAAAUGACGGAAAAAUCCCGUCAUCCCGCUCCAAAAAGGGAAAGGGUAUGGUGGCGGACAGCCUGACAGCAGCAGAGCACGCCGAGAUCAAAAGGAAAACAACAGAAAUGUAUAGAGAACUCUGCAUUCCUUUGGACCAGCGCCAGCCCGUGGAGCCAAAGCUUAAGAAGCCCAAGAAACUCGCGGGCAAGACUAUAGCUCCGUCUGCGUCGACGUCUAAAUAUACGUCUGUGCCUACAGAGAACGGAACCCGUGGAGUAUCACCAGCACAAACUACCGUCGUUGCGCCUCCCGUCGGCCAAAACACACUCGCUCUCGUUCCCGCCCCGCCUCAGCAAUACCCCCAAAUCACCACUCCUUCACUACAGCAACAACAAAGCAGUCUCUCGUCCACACAAGCCCAACCUACUCAGACCUUGACAAACCAACACACCACACCAGGCACACCUUACCCCACCGCCACCACCGCAGCAACACAGACCCUCCAACCAGCAAUGCCACGUCCUUCUACCUACGCCACCGCUCUCGCCCCCACCACUUCACCCCAGUCCAGUCCCCAAUUACCGGAAUCAACCGCAGUACCAAUGGUCAAACCGCCUCCCAAUCUGCCACGCAUGUUAACACCGACAAUACCGUUGACACCACCAUCUAAACUCCCACCGCUUCCCACACCUCUUGUUCAAAACGCAGGUACCGCUACGACAACACCGGUGGUUCUCUCGUUGCCAGUGGGCUAG